AUGCUCGAAUUACAAUUAAAUCGUGUCGACUACUUUAAAGCAGCAUCCUCAGUGACUCCUAAAUGCAUGCGAUUAUUAUCUCGUGAUAAUGUCAAAAAAGAGACACAAAAAAUUGCAUUAGGUGAAAGUAAUGGGAUCAUUCAAUUAUUUUCUAUUCGAAAAAAAGAUAUAAAUCCUAUUUUUAAAUCUAAUCCGGGUAAACGUAUUACUCGAGUCGAACUCGGUGGCAGAUUAGGUGAAAUACCUGACAGAAUAUUUGUUGCAGCAGAAACACAAGUACGAGGUUAUUCUAAAAAAGGUAAACAAUUUUAUACAUUUGAUACAAAUGUGAGUGAUCCGAUUCGGUGCAUGGCUGUAGUUGGUUCAAGUUUAUAUGCUUGUACAGACACAACGUACACACACUAUGUUGAUUCGAAUGAUUCAGAUACGUUGACAUUUGCAGCCAAAAUGAAUGAUAUUGUGAUUCUUCCUUUGCCAAUUCAAGCUAUGCCUGUUAUUGCUUGUCAAGAUCGAUUGUUGAGACCAUUAAAUAAAUCAUCAGUAUUAUAUGAAGCUGAAAUUCCUGGCAUUCCAACAACUUUAAUUCUUUCAAAUAAAACUGGAGGUCCAACAAAAAGUGAAAUUGUUUACGGUACAUCUGAUGGUCGUCUUGGUCAACUUGAAAUUGGGAGUAUUGCAGCAACUACUAAAUGGGAAAUAGCUAAUCCAAAACAUUUAUCUGGAAUAAGUGCUAUUGAUUUUUUUGAUAUAUUGGCCGAUGGAGUACCAGAUAUGAUUGUUGCACGUGAAGAUGGUACUGUUGAAGUAUAUAAUUUUGAAACCACCGAUGAACCCAUUUUAAAAUAUACUUAUAAUGGCGCAGAAAGUAUUACUAAUAUUGAAGGCGGAACAAUCGGCAAUGCAAAUUAUGAUGAAUUAGUAUGCUGUACAUAUCAAGGUUGGAUAUUCGGUUUAACUUCUCAACCAUUACAAAAAGAAUUAGGUGGAGAAAUUCUCAUCACUCAAAAUGAUGAUCUUACAAAUAAAAUAGAAAAUCUUAAAAAUGAAAUCGAAGAAUUACAAAGAAAAUUAUUAGUAUCACAUGAUCGUUAUCAUGAUGAGAUUGAAUCAAAUGCAAAUGCUACAUCAACAGUACGUGAAUUUCGUGUGAAUGAUCGAUUUGAAUUAAAUCGUGAGGAUGCAACAUAUAAUUUAACUAUUGAAAGUGAAAUACCAAUUGACAAUGUACUUUUACAAUGUGAUGUGAUUUUGGAUAUACUCGAUGUUGAAAAAAACUCGGCUGUGAUGAGUUUUAGUGAUUGUGAUCCAAGGGAUAACAAUGCAGUACUUGUUACUUAUCGUUGUCAAGUAAAUACAACACGUUUAGAAAUGCAUGUACGAACAAUAGAAGGUCAUUAUGGAACAUUACAAUUAUAUAUAACAUCGAAAAUUCAACCACGAUGUUCAAUGCUUCGACGACAUACGAUUAAACCACUAUCAUUACAUCAAAGAAGUACAAUAUCAAUUGAUUCGAAUAAACCGAUGAAUACAAUGAAAAUAACUGGAUCAUUUAGUUAUGCAGAAAUGCAUUCAUGGAUACAAUUUUGUCUUGCUGAUGUCCCUGAAAGACCACCUGCUGAUAGAGAAAAUCGACUAACUUAUACAAAUAUCUUUUUAAAUACACAACUUGAAUGUAUAUAUAGACAAGACGAAGCUAUUUUUCGAUCAGAAAAUGUUUCAACUAUAUCAAUACUCAAAGAUGUAAUGAGUAAAAAGGCUACGGAAAAGAAAAUUACUUUAAAUAUUUCCUAUGAAUUCAAUGAUGACACAAUAGCAUCGACGCUUAAUCAAAUGUUGCCGAUGAUUGCACAUUAUAAAACGUUAACAGAUAAAUAUAAUUUAAUUGAGCCAUUGAAAGAAUUAGUUAUGGAUGGUUCAUCUGAAAAUGUUUUAACACCCGAACAUCGACAUAUACUUGAUAAUGCUGAUUCUAUACGUGAACAAUACAAACAAACACCAGUUCAUCUCAAUCGUUUAUGUAGUAUGGUUGCAGAUUUAUUCAUUGACAAACAUAAAUUUGUAGGAAUAAAUGUCAAAGCAAAAAUUCCAAAUCUAUUCGAUAAACUUAAUGCAUCAUUUUCUCAGCCACAAACUUUCAUUGACUUUUUUAAUACAUUAUGA
Molecule: messenger RNA, 2160 nt
Organism: Rotaria socialis
Lineage: Eukaryota; Metazoa; Rotifera; Eurotatoria; Philodinida; Philodinidae
Source: the annotation of a GenBank genome assembly